Messenger RNA from Andrographis paniculata, 971 nucleotides. Its product is annotated as transcription factor bHLH133-like. Gene Ontology annotation, biological process: regulation of transcription by RNA polymerase II. The record is from RefSeq and is a predicted model, not a curated record. Gene Ontology annotation, molecular function: RNA polymerase II cis-regulatory region sequence-specific DNA binding; DNA-binding transcription factor activity, RNA polymerase II-specific; protein dimerization activity. NCBI's taxonomy places the organism in Eukaryota, Viridiplantae, Streptophyta, Magnoliopsida, Lamiales, Acanthaceae. Gene Ontology annotation, cellular component: nucleus. The transcript is spliced from 7 exons. The coding region runs from base 103 to 789 and encodes 228 amino acids.
UCUCCAUCAUCAUCAUCACUCUUUCUCCAACUUGCAAAAUAAAUAUAUAAAAAAAAAAUACAAAUUGAAUUAGCUGCAAAGAAUUAAAGAUCGAUCCACGCCAUGAACCACGGCGGUGUCCAGAGCUCUCCGCCGCAGCAGACGGCGGCCGCAGCCGCUACGUGGUGGAGCUCCAACAACACUACUACAACUAUUAUUCGACCUCCGCCGCAUCACCAUCAGCUCGAGCUUCCUCUCUCUUGCAGCCAACUGCUCCUAGCAGAGCUGGUUGGUGAAGAUAAGGAAUCAGGUUUAAGAAGAUUGGAGAAUUGGGAGCAACAACACCUUCUCACUCUAACUAAUUCAUCAGAUUUGAAGCAUCCUCACAAUAAUCUCUCACCUGAUCAGUGCAAUAGCAUCAAUAGUGCCAUAACAGGUGGGGCAGCCAAGAAAGCAAGAAUUCAACCUCCUUCACUACAGUCUACAUUCAAGGUGAAAAAAGAAAAAUUGGGAGACAAAAUAACAGCCCUCCACCGGCUUGUUUCCCCAUUCGGAAAGACAGACACAGCUUCUGUGCUGUUAGAAGCAAUUGGAUACAUCAGAUUCCUUCACACUCAGAUUGAGGCCCUAAGCUUACCGUACUUGCACACCAGACACCACCUCCCUGGUUCCAACGGCGAACCGAAAGCUGAUUUGAGGAGUCGAGGGUUGUGCCUCGUUCCAACGUCGUGCACACUUCAGGUGGGGAGUGACAAUGGAGCUGAUUUCUGGCCAGCUCCGGCUGCUUGCGAUGCAAACCUUCGAUUUUGAUCAUUAGUACAAUCGAAAAAUUAGAUGAUAUAACAUCACGAGCAGCCAAUCUGCUUAAACAAUCCAAGGCUGACUGCUUCUGAUGCUAUGCAUUUUUCCAUGUUUGUGACACUUAUGCAUCUAUUGUAUUGAAAAUUUUUAUCUUAUGCAUUUGUUUUCGAUCGAAGAACAUGUUAGUUUAA